AUGGCCUUUGUGUGCAACCUUGGAAAAUGCUCCAUUACGAGUGCAGAACUCAAAGGAGCAGUGACGGGACUCAGACUUGCGUGGGAUAAAGGCUACAGAAGAGUUCACCUCAACUUGGACUCUACUACUGCAGUUGGCAUCAUUAUGAACAAUGCAGAAGAUGAUCAUCGCCAUGUGUAUAGAGAGGCAAAUUUUGCUGCUGAUUUUCUUGCAGCUAAGGGCCAUCUUGUUGAUUUUGGUACACAUCUUUUCAAUGUGUACGACCCUGAACUUGAACAUUGGCUUUUGCACGACAUCAUGGGAAUUCCCCAUGAUCGUCUGAUUAUUAAUACGAUUUAG
Messenger RNA from Linum tenue, 339 nucleotides. The record is from the annotation of a GenBank genome assembly. NCBI's taxonomy places the organism in Eukaryota, Viridiplantae, Streptophyta, Magnoliopsida, Malpighiales, Linaceae.